This is a messenger RNA of Photinus pyralis (common eastern firefly), 1778 nucleotides long. It is a transcript of the gene ATPsynbeta, whose product is annotated as ATP synthase subunit beta, mitochondrial. The coding region runs from base 66 to 1631 and encodes 521 amino acids. The record is from RefSeq and is a predicted model, not a curated record. The transcript is spliced from 3 exons. Gene Ontology annotation, molecular function: ATP binding; proton-transporting ATP synthase activity, rotational mechanism; ATP hydrolysis activity. Gene Ontology annotation, biological process: proton motive force-driven mitochondrial ATP synthesis; proton transmembrane transport. NCBI's taxonomy places the organism in Eukaryota, Metazoa, Arthropoda, Insecta, Coleoptera, Lampyridae.
CACUGGCACGCCUGUCGGCCAAAGUUGUAGUUAUUCCGUGUUGCGGCUCUUGUUGGAGACUGACCAUGUUGGGUGCCGUAACUCGUGCCGCUUCCAGCCUUUUGGCUGGAAAAACUUGUGAAAAGGUUACAAGCGAAACCGUAAAGGCCGUUGCUGGUUAUAACAACUCGAAAAGAAGUUAUGCAGCGGCGGCAGCCCCGAAAGCAGCUUCGAAGAGGGCGCAAGGAAAAAUUGUAGCCGUUAUUGGUGCCGUAGUCGAUGUGCAAUUCGAAGAUGAUCUUCCCCCGAUUCUCAACUCGCUCGAAGUGCAAGGCCGACAGACGAGGCUCGUGCUCGAAGUCGCCCAACAUUUGGGCGAAAACACGGUCAGAACGAUCGCCAUGGACGGUACCGAAGGUCUCGUACGCGGGCAAGUCGUCUUAGAUACCGGUUUCCCAAUCCGUAUUCCGGUCGGCUCGGAAACCCUAGGCCGAAUUAUUAACGUAAUCGGCGAGCCGAUCGACGAGAGGGGACCGAUCGGUACGGAUAAGUUAGCCGCCAUUCACGCGGAGGCGCCGGAAUUCGUCGAGAUGAGCGUCGAGCAGGAAAUCUUGGUGACCGGUAUUAAGGUCGUCGAUCUUCUCGCCCCGUACGCCAAGGGAGGUAAAAUCGGUCUGUUCGGCGGUGCGGGCGUAGGCAAAACUGUGUUGAUUAUGGAGUUGAUUAAUAACGUGGCGAAGGCCCACGGUGGUUAUUCCGUAUUUGCCGGCGUAGGCGAACGAACCCGCGAGGGUAACGAUUUAUAUCACGAAAUGAUCGAGUCCGGUGUAAUUUCGCUGAAGGAUAAGACGUCGAAGGUGGCGUUAGUGUACGGGCAAAUGAACGAGCCGCCCGGCGCUCGUGCCCGUGUCGCCUUGACCGGAUUGACGGUCGCCGAACAUUUCCGCGAUCAAGAGGGCCAAGAUGUGUUGCUGUUCAUCGAUAACAUUUUCAGAUUCACCCAGGCCGGUUCUGAGGUGUCCGCUUUGCUCGGUCGUAUUCCAUCGGCUGUAGGUUAUCAGCCAACUUUGGCCACGGACAUGGGUAGCAUGCAGGAGAGAAUUACGACCACCAAGAAGGGCUCGAUCACAUCCGUGCAGGCCAUUUAUGUACCCGCUGACGAUUUAACCGAUCCCGCCCCCGCAACAACCUUCGCUCACUUGGAUGCCACGACUGUAUUGUCGCGUGCCAUCGCCGAAUUAGGUAUUUAUCCCGCCGUAGAUCCCCUCGAUUCCACCUCCCGUAUUAUGGAUCCCAACAUCAUCGGUGUCGAACACUACGGUAUUGCUCGUGGUGUACAAAAGAUCUUGCAAGAUUACAAAUCCCUACAGGACAUCAUCGCCAUCUUGGGUAUGGACGAGCUGUCAGAAGACGACAAAUUGACCGUUGCGCGAGCGCGUAAGAUCCAACGUUUCUUAUCCCAGCCAUUCCAAGUCGCCGAAGUUUUCACCGGUCACGCCGGCAAACUGGUACCUCUAGCCGACACCAUCAAGGGUUUCACAAAGAUUCUGAACGGUGACUACGAUCAUUUACCAGAGGUCGCUUUCUACAUGGUGGGUCCGAUUGAGGAGGUUGUACAAAAAGCUGAAAAAUUAGCCGCGGAAAGUAAUUAAAUUCUACUUUAGCAAAACUUUUAUAUAUCCGUUAAUGGUUCUUUUUUUGAAUAAAAAUUGUAACUUUACCAAGCAGGAAGUGUUAACUUAUGUCAUUGUCAUCUGUAUGUAAAUUUAAUUUUAAAAAUAAAUAGAUUUGUUAGGCUA